GGAAGAAAUGAAGUCUCUCCAGGAGGCCUUUCAAAAGCAACUUAAUGAGGCAGCUGAGAAAGCAGAGAAGCAGCAGGCUACAAUUAAUUUUUUAAAGACUGAAAUGGAAAGAAAAAGUAAAAUGAUCCGAGAUCUCCAAAAUGAGAAUAAAAGCUUGAAAAACAAGCUGCUGUCAGGAAACAAGUUAUGUGGAAUCCAUGCUGAAGAGUCCAAAAAGAUCCAAGCCCAAUUGAAGGAACUACGUUAUGGGAAAAAGGACUUGAUUUUCAAGGCACAACAGCUCACAGAUUUGGAACAAAAAUUAGCAGUUGCUAAAGAUGAGUUGGAGAAAGCAGCUCUUGACAAGGAGUCCCAGUUGAAAGCUCUGAAGGAGACUGUCCAACUCUGUCUGACUUCGGUUCUACGCAAUCAACCUCCAGCUAUGAGCCUAAUCCCCUCCAAAGUAAUGGAGAGGAAGCUGCCAUCACCCAGUACAAAUGACUCAAAAGUCCCAGCUGCUGUGACAAGUAAAAAGGUUCAACCAACUGCCCUGGAGGAUAAAAGGAUCCUUCAAGUUGAGUUGUCAGAAGAAGAAAAGCCAAGUAACAAGUGUGAUUCUCCAGAUGGAGGCAAGAUCUGUGCACCGAAUCACAACUCUACUAACAUGAACAACAAGACCACAGAACUGGAUCCCGUCUUGCAGAAGCUGUAUACUUCUCCUCAGACUAAGCUGGAGGCCCCAAAAUCAGACGAGAAAAACCAGAAGACUUCAAAAGGCAUCAUAAAUACAGAAGAAAAGACACUGUAG
This is a messenger RNA of Gracilinanus agilis (Agile Gracile Mouse Opossum), 787 nucleotides long. RefSeq names its product leucine zipper protein 2 (gene LUZP2). NCBI's taxonomy places the organism in Eukaryota, Metazoa, Chordata, Mammalia, Didelphimorphia, Didelphidae. The transcript is spliced from 9 exons. The record is from RefSeq and is a predicted model, not a curated record. The coding region runs from base 8 to 787 and encodes 259 amino acids.